Chlamydomonas reinhardtii is the source of this 4030-nucleotide messenger RNA. RefSeq lists its product as uncharacterized. Lineage: Eukaryota; Viridiplantae; Chlorophyta; Chlorophyceae; Chlamydomonadales; Chlamydomonadaceae. The transcript is spliced from 7 exons. The coding region runs from base 154 to 3159 and encodes 1001 amino acids. The record is from RefSeq and is a predicted model, not a curated record. Gene Ontology annotation, cellular component: membrane; GPI-anchor transamidase complex. Gene Ontology annotation, biological process: attachment of GPI anchor to protein.
CGAUUAUAGUUACAAUUAGCAUCACAUCGGGCACAACCAGCAAAAUUAUGUGCGCGGUUCCGCGAGCUCGACAGCUCCUGCGGAGACUUACAGCCAGCUCCCUCAAUACGACAACAGGGGCUUCCCUAUAGUAGUAGGUAGUGAAGCAUUAAUAUGAGCCAAGACAACAACGUCGGGCAGUCGCUGAAGAGGCUGGGCGCGGGAGCAGCGGCAGGCGCUGGCGAGCCAUCGCCACAUGCCGCUGACCCUGCCCCAGUGCUCCCCGCCGCAGCAGCACCGGUUGCCACUACCAAGCUGCCAGCCUCGCUACCCGCCGUCGCCAGCCGGGGCCGUCAGAAGCCUCUGCUGCAACUACUGGCGCUGGUGGCGGCGCGCGCGCACGUGCUGGGUCUGCUGCUGCUGUUGGCCUCUGUGUGUGGGCUGCUGGCGCUGCCGCUGUUGGACCGCGCGGUACGGUUCGACGAGAAGGGGCUGCUGGCGGGACUGGCGGCGCCCACCAUUGGGCAGGCCGCUGCGGGCGGCCAGCUCAUGCGCGCCGCCCGCCGCAUCGCGCGCUCCGCCACCGCCACCACCGCCGCCACUACCUCCAAGGGCCGCACAGUCGCCGCCUUCCAGUCACCCGCCGCCCCCGCGGCCCUGGCGGCGGCGCUGGCGGCGGCGGGCCUGACCGAAACACAGCUCACCCGCCCUCUGGUGCGCAUGCCGGGGCUGCUGCUGCCGAACUCCAGCGCUAGCUCCGGCCCUAGCCCUGGCGCUGCCGCUGUGAGGCCGGGCUGGUGCCGCUGCGCCAACCUGCAUGUGCUCGUUCGCGCCCGCCGCGGUGACGGCCUGGAGGCGCUGGCGGUGGUGACGCCGGUGGCCUUCGCGCCGCCCGCCGCCGCGGACGCCGCUCUGGACGGGUGGGCGCAGACGGCCGCCGGCGCGGAGCUGGGGCUGGCGGCGGGCGCGGCGCUGGCGCUACACCUGGCGGCGCCGGCGGAGGCGGCGGGCGGCGGCGGGCGCUGGCUGUCGCGCGACGUGCUGUGGGUGGUGCCGGACCUGAGCUGCGGCGUCAGCGCCUGUCUGGCGGCCUGGGUGGACGGCUACACGGGCGGCGCCGGCGGCGGUCGGGAUGGUGGUGAUGGAGGAGGAGGAGCAGCAGCAGGGGGAGGAGGAUGGGGGCAGGGGCACAGCCGCAGUGGAAGUGGUGCAGCAGCAGCCGUGGCGCAGCAGCAGCAGGGGCAGGGCGGGGAGGAGGGGCCGCAGGCGGGGGCUUGGGACACGGAGGUGCGGCUGCGCGGCGGCGUCAUUCAGCAGGCGGUGGUGCUGGAGGCGCUGAUCGGCGCGGGCCCACACGACGGCGGCGGCGGCGGCGGCGGCCAGGCAGUGCAGCUGUUGGCGAUGGGUUCGGGCGGGCUGUUGCCCAAACUGGACAUGUAUUGGCUAUUGCGGUACAUGUUCGGUUGGCCGACCACCCCCGCGCUGUGGCGCGAUGACGGCCGGCUGGAUGGGUCGCAGGCGUGGGUGGCGGCAGCACUGCAGCGGCUGACCGGCGGCUCGGCCGGGGCCGCCGCCGGCCUGGCGUCUCGCCUGCUGCGGGCGCUGCACUUCGCCUGGCAGCAGGCGGUGGGGCGGCCGGCGGGCGCACACGCGGCCUUCAAGGGGGCGGGCGUGGACGCGGCGGGGGUGCGGCUGGUGCCGGGCCGCCUGGACCGAUGGGCCGGGACCGCCAGGCCAAUACGGGCAACCGACCCUGACGCGCCUGCGUUCUCCUCCUUCUCCGCCUCCUCCUCCUCCUCCGCCUCCUCCCCCUCCGCUGUGUCGGCUCUGGAGGAGCGCGCCCUGUCUCUGGCCUCGGGUCUGGAGCUCACCCUGCGCAGCCUGAACCACCUGGUGGAGCGGGUGCACCACUCCUCCUUCCUGUACCUGCUGGCCGGGCUGGACAGGUACGUGUCUGUGGAGCGCUAUGUGGGCCCCGCAGCCGCGCUGGCGUUGGUGGUGCAGCUGCAGGCGGCCUGGUCCAUGUGGGUGCUGCGCCUGGCGGCCGCGGCCCCCGGCGGCGCAGCCGUCGGGCCCAGCGGCGCAGCAGGCGGGCCCAGCGGCGGCGCCGGGCCCGCGGUGUGGGCCGAGGCCGCGGCCCGCGCCGCCGCACGCACGGCCGCUUGCGCCGCCGCAGCCAUGGCCUUGCGCGUGCUGGCGUGCGGCGACGGCCCCUGGGCCGCCCGGCUGCUGGUGCAGCUGGCGCCUCCAGCCGCUGUGGGGGCACUGCGGGCCGCCCUGGCUGCGCCCCUGUCCAGCCCCACAGGCGCUGCCGCAGCCGCCGCCGUGAUGCUGCUGACAGCGGCGGCCGCCUCCGGCGCGGCGGCGCUGGCGGGCCGCCUGGUGGCGACAGCGGUGCCUCGCCGGCGCACGUCCAGCAGCAGCGGCGCGCACUCGGCUGCGGCUGCGGCUGGGGCUGCAGGUGCGGCUGCCGCCAGGGCGGCUGCCUGUGGCGUGACGGCCACAGACGCGAGUGGCAGUGGCGACGGGAGCCUGCCCCAGUCCUGGGGUGCGGAUGCGGGCGCCGGCAGCGCCGCUACCGCGCUCAGCCUGCGCUGGCACGCUGAGAGAGUGCUGGUGCUGACGGCGACGGCGGCGGCGCUGGCGGCGCUGGUGUGCCUCAACUGGGCGGCGGCGGCGGUGGCGGGCUUCUACCUGGCCAAGAUGGCGGUGGCCCAGGGGCUGGCGGCGGCGGCGGUGGGCGGUGGCUGCGGCGGCACCCGGCUGCGGGUGCCAGGGCAGCCGAAGAAGCAGGGGCAGGGGCAGGGGCAGGGGCUGGGGGCGGCGGUGGCCGAGCGGGAGCUGGCAGCCGCCGGCAGACCGCCGCAGCAGCGGUCCGCGCUGGGGCGGUGUGUGGCUGCGGCGGCGUGGGCACUGGGCGCUGGCCUGUGGCUGCUGGCGUCGCCGCUGACGGCCCUGGUGGUGGUGGUGCUGCUGACGGAGGCGGUGGGGCUGGGCGGGGGGCUGCGCAGCGGCGGCGGACUGGCGGCGGCGGCGGACAGCGCACUGGGCUGGGGCGUGGGCCCGGGCGUGUGUGUGGGCCUGAGCGCCGCCAACUACUGGUUCGCUGCGGUGGUGGCGGCGCCCUUCUGGCUGUUUGGGCUUGAGGGCUGGCUGGCGCAGGCACAGCUGCGGCUGUAGCGCCCCUGCAUGCAGUGGCGGCGCCGGGGUUGAUGCCGGCAUGAACGCGAGAUCCGGCCGCUUCUUGUCUGGAGUGGAGUAACGUGGGGGCAAGGCACGGGCGCAAGGCCUCCGAGCAGCAGGGCCGCCCUGCAGCGGCUGUUGGUCUGUCAGGCCCAUCCGCACUGUGUGUGUACAGUAUGUGGGGUUUGUGUGUGUGCUGCAGCAGGAGUCGCACUCGGCAUAUCAAUUCCUCUCCAGCGCGGCGUAAAGCAUGUGAUUGCGGGCUUACAGGGCGGACAGUCAAAAGCGUGCAAGCACGCCAGGGACCAUCUGAUGCUGCCAGCAGGGGACCAACUCUACGCCACCCACCCCCCGGGUUGGCCCCCCGCGCGGUCAAAUCCGUGCGUGUGACUCCGCGUACAGUGAGUCCUAGCCAAGCCGUCCAUUGCAUGCUGGGGUGGGACCGUGGGAGUCCCCUGGUGGGAAUUACUAUUGCACGGUGACGGGGGUGACGUGAAUCGAUAAGUGUGUUGACGACGUCGCAGGCCGCCCCCCCCCCCCCCGCGCCCCAUGCGGAUAAGGGGUGUGGCUGAUGAACGGUGCCGCUGGUGUCUGGUGAUGAGGUGGCGGGAGAAGCUGAGCCUGUGAAUGUGCUCGCUUGUGUUCACAUCAAAAUGGAACUGGGACUUGGGACUGGGGGCUUUCCAUGUCGCCUCGGGACCUGUCGGGACUCGGCGUGUCGGCCGUUCGCAUAUCCUACGCGUGCAGACGCGUGUGACGCGUCAGUCCAGGACACGCGACACACAGCGACACAAAACCUCCCUGAGGCCCCUCCCGUUCCGGUCCGUUUUAGAAUGUACGCAAGGACCGAUGAAGAACGCUUUAUCUA